AUGUCCCCCGCAGAGCAGCCCGAGCUCGACCCCGAGACGCCGCACUACGUGCCCGAGCGGGGGACGUUCUCGGUGAUGACGCUCGACCCCGUCGCGUCCGUCGCGCACCUCGACGACGCGCAGGCGACCGCCGCGGCCGCCGCGCUCGUUAGUAAGGGCUACGUCAUCUACCUCGUCGGCGUGCGGCCGCUCUUCAGCCCGCGCGCCGCCUUCCGCGAGGAGACGCCGUACUUCGUGCAGCGCGGCAUCCCGCGGGACCUUCCUGCACAGCAUGUCGAUGCGAGCAUCCAUCCAAACGCGCACCACUCACGAUGGCGACGAACGCGUUCCCGUGGGCGGACUGCCACCACGACCGUGCGCAGCCCGAACGUGCGCGCCGUGGACCGCGUCGUGUGCGCGCUGGACCGGGCGGCGCGCUUCCGCGUCAUCGAGGCGUUCAACGAGGACAGGGACGCGCGGCACGACCGGCUGGCGGCGCGGCGGGAGAGGGAGAGGGCCGCCGGCGCCGGGCACGGAGACGCCGGGGACGAGAAGGAGGCGGACGCAGGGCUGCAGGAGCAGGCGCCCGUCGACGAGGCCGAGGCCGGCGCGAUCUUCCGCGCGCUGAUCGCGGACGACGCGGAGGAGCGCCUCCCCGUCGCGCACUUCACGUACGACCUGGCCCGCGUCGGCGCGGUCCACGACGUGUGCGAGUACCGGGCGGAGGCGGAGAGGAUUGCAGCCAUCGUCGCGGCGUCGCUGGCGCGCAAGAAGGCCGCGAUCGCGGAGGGGGACGCCGCACGGUACGAUACGCGAACGGCCGAGCUUCUGCACGGCCACCGGGCCCGGGCCGCAGGCCGCCGCGUGCGGCGGAUCAUAACGCGCAGCACGGCGCUGGUCCGGCGGAUACUGUGCAUAUCAUGA
Messenger RNA from Mycena indigotica, 903 nucleotides. RefSeq lists its product as uncharacterized. The transcript is spliced from 3 exons. Bases 1 to 903 code for a protein of 300 amino acids. The record is from RefSeq and is a predicted model, not a curated record. NCBI's taxonomy places the organism in Eukaryota, Fungi, Basidiomycota, Agaricomycetes, Agaricales, Mycenaceae.